AUGCCUCCCACUCUAGCCAGGCCAACGGCUGACUCCCCUACUAAGCCUCUCCUCCACUCUACUCUUGCAGCCCAGAAUCUGCUUGUGUCCCUGGUCCUGGUCCAGCUGGCCCAGCCCGACCCCAAUCCCAGUGCUGCUACCAUCUCUCAGACCUACAACCUGGCCCGGCUGCUGCAGGCCAACACCACGAAGCUGCUCAACACCUACCUGAGCACCCAGGGCUCCCCGUUCAGUGACCCCGGUUUCAGCGCCCUGGGGCUGCGGUGGGCGGGGGUGCCGGUGGCCACCUUCCCAUUCCUGGCCUGGCGCAGCAUGGGCGACUCGGAGCGGCUGGCGCGGAACUACGGGGCCUAUGCCACCUUUGACGUCUUCCUGCAGCUGGUGUGGGACGACCAAGACGAGUUGUGCCCCGACUGCUCUGAGCUGCUGACCAUGCUGGGCACUGCCCGGGCCCGGACUCGAGGUCUCCUGGCCAACCUGACCUCCAUUAUGGCUGCCAUGGGCAUCCCGACGCCCCCGGCCACAGACCCCUUGACCUCAGAGGCAGCUGAGGUGGGUGCAUUUGAGAAGAAGUGCCGGGGCUACGUGGUAUGCCGGGAGUACCAUGGCUGGGUUGACCGGACUGUGCGCGACUUCACCCUGCUCAAGGCCAAGUACCCGGCCUAG
Malaclemys terrapin pileata is the source of this 666-nucleotide messenger RNA. RefSeq names its product cardiotrophin-2-like. The transcript has 3 exons. Lineage: Eukaryota; Metazoa; Chordata; Testudines; Emydidae. The coding region runs from base 1 to 666 and encodes 221 amino acids. The record is from RefSeq and is a predicted model, not a curated record.